Molecule: messenger RNA, 1829 nt
Organism: Spinacia oleracea (spinach)
Lineage: Eukaryota; Viridiplantae; Streptophyta; Magnoliopsida; Caryophyllales; Amaranthaceae
Exons: 10
Coding region: 168-1415 (415 amino acids)
Molecular function (GO): nucleotidase activity
Source: RefSeq, a predicted model, not a curated record
UCUCUCUAUAAAAACAGAAACAAAAUCCUCUCAAUUUCCUUCUGUUUCAUUUUCUCUCUCCUCUGUAAAGAGAAAAGAAAAACCCCCAAUUUUGAUUUGAAUUAUUCCCAUUCCGUUUCUUCAAUUUCUUCCAAUCUAGGGUUUUAUUUUGCUGAUUCGAUCAAACAAUGAAUAAUUCCAGAAGAAAUGCUUUGCCACCUUCUCUCGUCGCUAAUCUUCAGCAAGUUUUGACAUCCAGGAAACAUGUUGACGAAGAAGUUGAACAACAACAACAACAACAACAACAACAACCUUCCGAGUCCGGCAACGAGUUGACUCAGUCCACUGAACAGAAUCAACGAGAAAGCGAACAAGAGGAAGUUCCGUGUUCUUCUACUUUUCCUGUCGGUGGUGAUGAUGAGGUUGAGUUUGAUUCCGAAGAAAUGAGCUCGAAACCGGUGAUUUUGGUCACUAAUGGCGACGGAAUUGAGUCGCCUGGUCUUGUUUCUCUUGUUGAUGCGUUUGUUCGUGAUGGUCGCUUUGAUGUUCACGUUUGUGCUCCUCAAUUUGAUAAAUCUGCAUCAGGUCAUUCGUUGACGGUUCGCGAGUCGGUUGAGGUUACUUCUGCAGAAAUGAGUGGCGCCACCGCUUUUGAAGUUUCCGGUACACCUGCAGAUUGUGUGUCAUUAGCUUUAUCUCAGGCAUUGUUUUCUUGGUCAAAGCCUUUAAUGGUAUUAAGUGGAAUCAAUAGGGGAUCAAGCUGUGGUCAAAACAUGCUAUAUUCAGGGGCUAUUGCUGGAUCAAGAGAGGCGUUGAUACAUGGUGUACCAUCGAUUUGUAUAUCAUUGGACUGGAAAAAAGAUGUAAGCUCUGACAAUGAUUUCAAGGAUGCUGUUGAAAUUUGCCUGCCGUUGCUUAAUGCAACAAUAAGAGACAUUGAGAAUGGCAGUUUCCCAAAAGGCUGCUUUCUUAAUGUAGAAGUUCCAGUUUCUCCUUCCUCGAACAAGGGUUUUAGAUUGACAAGGCAGAGCUUGUGGAGAUCUAGUCUAUCUUGGCGAGCCAUAUCAUCGUACAAACAUCCGUCUGCUAUGAAUAUAAUGGCCAGUCAGCAAAGCCUUGGUAUUCAGCUUGCUCAGCUGGGGCGAGAUGCCUCUGCCGCUGGUGCAGCACGCCGGCUGAAUACAAAUAGAAAGACUGUUGAGGUUGAAUCCGUCGGGGUUGCAGGCAAACCAAAGACCAACCAAACAAUUAGAAAACAUUACCGCCUUGAGUUCUUGGACGAGGAGAAGGAAGAUGCAGAUGAUGAAUUAGAUUUUAAAGCACUACAAAAUGGAUUUGUUUCUGUUACGCCACUAGCUUUGUCUUCAGACCUUCAUACGGAGAUUCAUUUAUCCGUCUCAAAUUGGCUAUCGUCAGUCCUCGCAGAGGAACGAUAAUAUUUCCUUUACUCAGUACCAGGGGAAGUAUUUUUUAUCGCACUUGCAGACGGGCUGUCAACAUGGGUUUGUGCCUGUUUUCUUUUGCCUCCAUUGAUUUGAAGAAAGCACAUAUAUUAUUUGUUCAUGUGCUGAUCGACUUAAAUAGUUUGGCGUGACUGCGUGAGUAAUCUCUCUUUCUUUGGUAGGUAUUUGAACUUUUUUGUCAACUGCGUUUUUACUCGUAAAAAACGAUUUUAUGAAUUCUUUGUUGUACAGAGGUCCGUUGGACCUUUCUUCAUAUGGUUAAAAAAGAAGUAAAGAACAACUAUAAAUGGGAAAUGUACGUCGAUUCUUAACUUGUUUGUGUAAUGUGGUUGUAAACUUGUAAUGGUGCACCAGAUCUGUGUUUGUGAAUAGUAGUAAUUACCUUGA